CUGAUGUUUGUUCUCAGAAAUACAUUUUGAUCUGAGUAUAAUUUCAGUUGUAAUAGUAUUGUAUUAUAUUUGUUAGGAGGCUUUAGGUUUGCAUUAGAUUUUAGACAAAGCUUCUGCCGGGUUCCGGACAGAUUUCUCAAAUGGCAUCUUGUAUUGUCUACCUUUGACUUCUAUCAAUAUUCAUCGAUUCAUUAUUUUCCUUGAUAGCAUUUGUAACGGGAUUAUUAGACUAGCGUUUUAGGAUUGUCACGAAUAACGAUCAUAAUGAAUAGAUCUUGAACGUCACCGUACUAUCGACAACACACGUCCAGCAAAAACGUCUUCAGUCUUGGACGCAAGGGCGCUCAACCUUACAGCUGGCGACUCAAAUACUGCGGAGUUAAUUCGUAAAAGUUCUGUCAUCUUGCAACCUGUUUGGAUCAUAUAUAUAUAUAGAUAUAUAUGCAUAUAUGAACGUUCUGAAUAUUAACUUAAAGUCGCAGACGUGGUUUGAUAAGUUGAACGAGAAGCGCUGUGCCAGACGCCAGUGGAAACUAUACUUAUCACCUGCUUUAGAACUAACUUAAAAAUCUGGGUUUUUUUUGAGAAUGGAAUUGAUAGUCUCGGAUAUCGUACUUCUAGUCAUAUCAGGUUUGGUUGUUCUGGCUAACGGUUUCGUUUGCGGCUUGGUCAUCACUCGUAAAAAGUUGCGAACGUAUACGAAUGGGUUUGUCGUGUCUCUGGCCGUGUCUGAUAUCUUAAGCGGAGGAAUAUUCAUGCCUACUUCGGUCCUCAUACCUGAAUCAAGGAUUAACGGACAUAUAGCAAUGGUAGUCAUCGCUUCAAGCACGUUGAAUCUUAGCGCGGUUGCCUUUGAACGCUACCUCGCUGUCGUCCGACCAUUAGCCUACAAGAUUACGAUACAAAACUCUUUUAUUCGUCUGGUAUGUGCAGUUUGGAGUGUUGCUACUGUAAUGUCCAUUCUCCCAGUCAUUUGGGACGCAAAAUCCAACCUUUUAGUGCACAAAAUCUACUUAUCCUGUGCGGUGGUGUUAUUUCUUGUCGUUCCUCUUAUAUUCAUCUUCUUCGUCUAUUCUUUCAUCUUCAUGAGGCUUCGCCGGCAUGGACGUAUCCUCCGUAAUCUGCAAGCGACGAGAACGCGACUUGACGAAGCUAGAAGAAGCCGCCGUGAGUCCAAAACGGUGAAGCUGUUUUUUACAAUACUGGCAGUUUUCGGUGCUUGUUGGAUACCGGUGAUAUAUAUGACGUUUGUAGUUGUUGCUGAAAGAUUUGACCUCAUCCCCCUAUAUCUACCAGUAGUUUCGCACUUCAGUAUAAUGGUGUCUUCAUUUGUCAACCCGUUUCUUUACACAUUCAUGAAACAAGACUUCAGGCAAGAGGUUACCUCUCUUUUCUUCUGUAAACUGUUUAGGCGGGAUUCGGGAGAAUCGCGUGAGGCGACGGGAAGCAUUGUUUUAUAUACAAAGGCUUGUACACCUUAUGGAGGCAACGAAGAAAACGUAUGAGAAAACUUAAUGAAACAAAGUUUGAACUAAUCUAAAAGAUUCCAAACUUAGACAAGUGGUUCUAGAAGCUUUUUUCCAAAGAAACAAAUGAACAUACAUAAAUAUAUGUAUAAAAAACACCGAGAUAUCUUGCCAUAGUUAGUGUAUAAUAUAGUCUUACCAGCAGGGAGUAAAAGAACUAAAAGCAUUUAAUAUAAAUAACACUUUUAGAAUUUCCCUUCGAAUACGCCUUAAGUUUUAAGUAGAGGAACAAAUGAGUGCAAAUUAUCGAAUUUAAAUAUUCGAGUCGUUCACACGAUCGCUUAAAAGUCGGGAAUCAAUAGAUUUGCAUGUCGCAUCAGUUAUUAAAUACGUAAGAUUUCUUUUCUUUUAUGAUGUAAAAAACUAGUUUAAAAUUUGACGACGAAAUAUAAACAUGUUGGUCAUCUCAAUAGGUUCGGAAGACUAAACCGUUUUUUGAAAUCGACCUUAAAUUCAUUUAAAAGCUAUAAAAUUAAGAUCACUUUGCUCUUUUUCAAGAUCUUGCCUUUUGAUCUCUUAAUGUUAUAUUCGGUUGUCGUACCUGUUCAGAUUUUACUUAUAACCACUUCGAAAGCCAAUUACGGUAAUUAAUUUUGAUGAAGAGUCUUAGUAAUACCGAUAUUGCUAUUCUCUUUGAAAAACAUAGCAAAGAGCGUUAAACGACUUCAAGGUGUGAACAAUCUUCUUCGAGAACAAGAUUUAUUUGUCUACAUUAUGCGGUUUUAAUCGAAAGUUCUUGCGGCCUCUCGGUUUUGAGAAGGAUAUUACACCGUUUAAUCCUAUCAAACUACUUAAUUUAUUCCUUAAUUUUAUUUCAUAAAUAAAUUUGUUCACGUAAAGCAGCAUUCCAGAACCCGUUAAACCGCACACUAUACCUUACCGCAAGUGAUCGGUAACUCUAAUUUUCAAUUAAAAGAACUUUCUACUUCGGUCGAAUUUGAAGCUUUUAAGAUCAAUAUAAGAACUUGCUGAUUGAGUUCGGAAGGAAAAAAAGUCCAGAGCUGAAAUUCGACUGGAUCAUGGUUAUGAAGACAAUUAACAAGAUGACGCGAAAAGCAUAGAUUUGUCGGCAACGUCAAAAUUGGUUUGUGCGAAACCGAUAUUCUUAAUUAAUUAGACUUCCUUAUUCAACUAAAUCAGAAUAGUGCAGAUAGAUUGAAAAACGAGGAUUAAAACACAGUUUGUCAGUAAAA
Actinia tenebrosa (Australian red waratah sea anemone) is the source of this 2719-nucleotide messenger RNA. RefSeq names its product neuropeptide FF receptor 2-like. Gene Ontology annotation, biological process: G protein-coupled receptor signaling pathway. Gene Ontology annotation, cellular component: plasma membrane. Lineage: Eukaryota; Metazoa; Cnidaria; Anthozoa; Actiniaria; Actiniidae. Gene Ontology annotation, molecular function: G protein-coupled receptor activity. The record is from RefSeq and is a predicted model, not a curated record.